CAUCCACCUCUCUCUGAGCGGCCAGACCUGCGCUGCGACCUCAACACAGGUGGUCGCGCCAGGCAACGCCGAGAUGUUGCCCAAAGUUCUCCUGAUGCUCCUCAACAUAUUCCUGGCUCUCCAGUGGAGGGUUGGACCUCAUGUUGAGCUGGAGAAUAAGCACCCUGUCCAAGAAAAUGUAGUCUUCGGCCCUCAGCCUAGGCCUGUGCCUCAGCCUCUGCUUGAUCCUGAAUCCCCUGCUGAUGAUGAUGUAUUCUUCGGCCCUCAGCCACAGCCACAGGCCAAAUCCCUGGGCCAUGAUGAUGAUGUAGUCUUUAGCUCCCAGCCUCAUCCUCUGCCUCAUCCCCAGCCUCUGCCCCAGCCACAGCCUGAGCCAGAGCCUCAGCCCCAACCCCAGCCUCAGCCCCAGCCUCAGCCCCAACCGCAGCCUCAGCCCCAGCCCCAGCCCCUGGCUGGGUGCCAGCCUCUGCCUCAGCCCCUGCCCUGGCCCCUUCCUCAGCCCCAGCCGGAGCCGGAGCCGGAGCCCCAGCCGGAGCCAGAGCCCCAACCCCAGCCUGAGCCCCAGCCUGAGCCCCAGCCUGAGCCCCAGCCCCAUCCUCUGCCUUGGCCCCUGCCCUUGCCCCAUCCCCAGCCUGAACCUCAGCCUCAGCCUGAACCCCAGCCUGAACCCCAGCCUGAACCCCAGCCUCAACCAGAGCCCCAGCCUCAGCCCGAGCCCCACCCUCACCCUGAACCCCAGACCCCAGUCCAGCUCCAGGCUGGGCGCAAACCCAGGCCCAGGCCCCAGCCUGAGCCCCAGCCGGAGCCUCAGCCCCAGCCGAAGCCGAAGCCUCAGCCGAAGCCGGAGCCCCUGCCAGAGCCUGAGCCCCUGCCGGAGCCUGAGCCCCAGCCCCAACCGGAGCCUGAGCCCCAGCCGGAGCCUGAGCCCCAGCCCCAACCGGAGCCCCAGCCGGAGCCCCAGCCGGAGCCCCAGCCGGAGCCCCAGCCGGAACCCGAGCCUGAGCCCGAGCCUGAGCCCGAACGGGAACCAGAGCCAGAGCCAGAGCCCCAGCCGGAGCCGGAGCCGGAGCCUGAGCCUGAGCCUGAGCCUGAGCCUGAGCCCGAACCGGAACCAGAGCCAGAGCCCCAGCCGGAGCCUGAGCCUGAGCCCGAACCGGAACCAGAACCAGAGCCCCAGCCGGAGCCUGAGCCUGAGCCCGAACCGGAGCCAGAGCCGGAGCCUCAGCAGGAGUCCCAGCAGGAGCCCGAGCCAGACCACCAGCCGCACCCCCAGCCACAUCCCCAGCCGCACCCCUAGCCGGACCCUCAGCCGGACCCUCAGCCAGAUCCUCAGCCUGACCCCGAGCCUGAACCGGAGAUGAAGCCAGAACCCCAGUACCAGCAGGAGCUUCAGCCUAGUGGAAAGAAGCUUCCAGCAGAAGAAACACAACUUGCCGCUGACUGCAUGACUGGGGGCUCAGGAGAGAACCUGGCAAGAGCUUCUCGAAUCCUUAACACCAUCCUAAGUAACUACGACCAUAAACUGCGCCCUGGCAUUGGAAAGAAGCCCACUGUGGUCACUGUUGAAAUCUUUGUCAACAGCCUCGGGCCUAUUUCCACCCUAGACAUGGAAUAUUCCAUUGACAUCAUCUUCUACCAGUCCUGGUAUGAUGAGCGGCUUCGUUACAAUGACAGCUUUGAGACCCUUGUUCUACAUGGCAACGUGGUGAAACAGUUGUGGAUCCAGGAUACCUAUUUUAGGAAUUCUAAGAGGACUCAUGAAUAUGAUGUCACCAUGCCCAACCAGAUGGCUCUUAUCCACAAGGAUGGAAAGGUGUUGUAUUCAGUUAGGAUGGCCAUUGAUGCGAGCUGCUCACUCCACAUGCUCAAAUUUCCAAUGGACUCUCACUCUUGCCCUCUGUCUUUCUCUAGCUUUUCCUAUGACGAGCAUGAGAUGGUCUACAAGUGGGAGAAUUUCAAGCUUGAAAUCAAUGAGAAUGCUUGGAAGUCAUUCGACUUUGAUUUUAGAGGAAUGUACAACAAAACUGAAAUCAUCUCCACCCCAGUUGGUGACUUCAUGGUCAUGACCUUCUUCUUCAACAUGAGCAGGCGGUUUGGCUUCAUUGUCUUUCAAAACUAUGUCCCUUCAUCUGUGACCACAAUGCUCUCCUGGGUCUCCUUCUGGAUCAAGAUAGAGGCUUCUGCAGCCAGGACCUCUGUAGGAGUCAGUUCUGUAGUCACCAUGGCCACGCUGGGCACCCUUUCCCGUAAGAAUUUCCCACGAGUCUCCUAUUUCACAGCUUUGGACUUGUAUAUUUCCAUUUGUUUCGUCUUGUGCUUCUGUACUCUACUAGAGUUUGCUGUGCUGAACUACCUGAUCUACAACGAGACGAAACGACAGACUUCUCCAAAGCUGUACCAUCUUGCAUCCGGUAGCCAUGCUAAUACACGUACUCGUGCUCGUGCCCGCACCCACGCUCGUGCCCGUGCCCGUGCCCGCCAGCAGCAGGAAGUGUUUGUAUGUGAGAUCAUCACCUAUGACAGGAAUGCUGAAGAGGAGCAUCAGUAUUGCCCAGUCCAGCAGUCAAGAAUACCCCAGUGUCCUCGGAGGCGAUGUGACAGGAGCUAUGUGUGCUUCAGGAUUCUCAGGAGAUACCUCUGCAUGGCUCCUGGUUGUGAAGGCAACACCUGCCAGCGAGGCUGCAUCUGCAUCCAUGUUUACUGCUUGGAUAACUACUCGCGCGUGCUUUUCCCUAUUACAUUCUUUUUCUUCAAUCUGCUCUACUGGCUGAUUUACCUUAACCUGUAGGCUCCAGCUGGUAGCUUAUGGGGCAGCCUCCGCAGUUCCCCAGGAGGUGUCAAGCCCCUUUGCCAAGGGAGUUGGGAGAUAACAGCAACAGCAUCAGAGGUACCUAGAGAGAGUUUUUCCUAACCUGGUUCCCAGUGCAAGCCUAUAGAGAGUUUGUCUCUACUGGCCUUCUCCCCCUUAGCCUGCUCACUCAGUCAACAGCCAUUCUCAAGUAAUGGCCCACCUCUCUAUUCUUCAAAGAGCAUUCAUGAUGCUCAAUGUGCCACAUUUGAGCAGAUAAGAUACCUCCCAAUGGUAUUA
Messenger RNA from Microtus oregoni (creeping vole), 3088 nucleotides. Its product is annotated as gamma-aminobutyric acid receptor subunit epsilon-like. Lineage: Eukaryota; Metazoa; Chordata; Mammalia; Rodentia; Cricetidae. Gene Ontology annotation, biological process: monoatomic ion transmembrane transport; nervous system process; synaptic transmission, GABAergic. The record is from RefSeq and is a predicted model, not a curated record. Gene Ontology annotation, molecular function: benzodiazepine receptor activity; transmitter-gated monoatomic ion channel activity involved in regulation of postsynaptic membrane potential; GABA-A receptor activity. Gene Ontology annotation, cellular component: synapse; postsynapse; neuron projection. The transcript has 9 exons.